CGUCAAUUAAAUAUCACAUGUGACUUUAUCGACAAAAAGCUUUCACAAUUGUAGUUUAAUUCUCUUCUCUCUCUCUCUCUCUUCACCGUCACUCAAAUGCGCAGAGGUAGAGUGUUGAAACUGCAGUAACGAGGUUCAAGAGCUAAUGGGUAACAGGAGUUCGAAAAGGUCAUUAUCAGGCCGGUACACAUCUUAUGCAUCCAGUUCAAAUUCAUAUAGCCAUAAUGCCUAUCCGCAGUCAUCAUAUCCUCAGUCUAGUCACAACUAUGCUCCUCCAACUCCGAGCUACGGUGAUCCACCCCCAGAAUCCAAGAGAAGGCUGGAGAGGAAGUACUCGAGAAUAGAUGACAAUUACAGUAACAUUGAUCAGGUUACGGACGCCCUUGCACGUGCUGGUCUGGAAUCCUCAAAUUUAAUAGUUGGUAUUGAUUUCACCAAGAGCAAUGAGUGGACUGGUGCCAGGUCAUUUCAUAGGAGAAGUUUGCACCACAUUGGCGAUGAGCAGAAUCCCUAUGAACAAGCCAUAUCAAUCAUCGGAAGAACACUAUCCAAAUUCGAUGAAGACAAUUUGAUUCCUUGCUUCGGAUUUGGAGAUGCUUCGACACAUGACCAAGAAGUCUUCAGCUUUUUCCCGGACGAGAGAUUUUGUGAGGGUUUUGAGGAAGUAAUGUCGCGAUAUAGAGAGCUAGUUCCCCAGUUGCGACUAGCAGGACCAACAUCUUUUGCUCCUGUUAUUGAAAUGGCUAUCACUAUUGUGGAACAGAGCGGUGGCCAGUACCACGUAUUAGUGAUUAUAGCUGAUGGGCAGGUCACGAGAAGUGUUGACACUGAUCGUGGCCAGUUAAGUCCCCAAGAGAAGAAAACGGUUGAUGCAAUUGUCAAAGCAAGUGAGUACCCCUUAUCAAUAAUAUUGGUGGGAGUUGGAGAUGGGCCUUGGGAUAUGAUGAAGGAAUUUGACGACAAUAUUCCUGCUCGUGCCUUCGACAAUUUUCAGUUCGUAAACUUCACAGAUAUUAUGUCGAAAAACAUGGACCCUUCCCGUAAAGAGGCCGAGUUUGCACUUUCAGCUUUGAUGGAAAUACCUUCUCAAUACAAAGCAACACUCGAGCUUAAUAUUCUUGGUGCUUCAAGAGGGAAAGGUAUAGAUCGGGUUCCUCUCCCUCCUCCUCUGUAUGGUGCAGCUUCUUUCUCCACGCCAAAACCUUCCCGCUCGAACAGUUUCCAGCCAAGCGCGCCUUCUUCUAGUGAGCGUGAGCCAGUUUUAAGAACAAGCCAAUCUGGAAGCCAUUCUUCUUCUGAGAACCAUCUCUGUCCAAUCUGCAUCACUGAACCGAAGGAUAUGGCAUUUGGCUGCGGACACCAGACCUGCUGCGAAUGUGGGCAAGAUCUCUCGUCGUGUCCAAUUUGUCGGAUGACGAUUCACACGAGGAUAAAGCUCUACUAGACGAUCACUCGUUUAACGCUCUACUUCAUCUCUCAAUGCAGAAAUAUGCAAUGGAUGGUCACUGUGAAACCUGCUUAUUACUGACUAGAUAUAAGAUGAAUUUCUUCAGCAUUAUUUUUGUACAUAUGCUUCUUUUAUUAUUCUAUUGUUAUUUUUUCACGAAUAAGAAUUAUGUCUUGUUUUAGUUGAAGAAUGCUACUAUUAUGAUAUUCUGGAAUAUAGUAGUAGUGCUUAUUAA
Messenger RNA from Salvia hispanica, 1682 nucleotides. Its product is annotated as E3 ubiquitin-protein ligase RGLG2-like. Gene Ontology annotation, cellular component: nucleus. NCBI's taxonomy places the organism in Eukaryota, Viridiplantae, Streptophyta, Magnoliopsida, Lamiales, Lamiaceae. Gene Ontology annotation, molecular function: ubiquitin-protein transferase activity. The record is from RefSeq and is a predicted model, not a curated record. Gene Ontology annotation, biological process: protein ubiquitination.